AUGACAGAAAGAGCGGUUCAGUUUGGGGUGCCACGUGACUUUUGGUACGCUCCGAAGGAGAAGUGCUUUUGCAAUUUGUGCCAUAUUAGGGUAAGUUGAUUGAUUACAAAAUGUUUGCACUGUGCAGACCGGUUUUAGUUUAAAAAUUUUGAAAAUCACUUUUUUUAGGUCGAAUUAUACUUGCACUGUGCAGAUUUUUCGUUUUUUGGAAACUGCACUGUGCAAAAAUAAAAUUUGUUCUAACUGCACUGUGCAAAAAAAAUUUUUAUUCGAACUGCACUGUGCAAAAACAAAAGUUUUUCUAGCUGCACCGUGCAAAAAUAAAAUUUGUUCUCACUGCACUGUGCAAAAAUGAAAUUUUUUUUGUGACUGCACUGUGCAAAAACAAAAUUUUAUUCGAACUGCACUGUGCAAAAACAAAACUUUAUUCGAACUGCACAGUGCAAAAACAAAAUUUGUUCUUACUGCACUGUGCGCACACAAAAUUUAUUCUGACUGCACUGUGCAAAAAAAUCUGUUUCUCCAACUGCACAGUGCAGCCCAAACCUGAUCGCACUGUGCAUUGUUAAGAUUCCAUUUUGCACGGUGCAGUCAAAAACUAGACUGCGCGACUGCACAAUGCAGAGUUGUCGCUUCUUGACUUUGUUCUGUGCAACAAAAUUUGUUGUCGCAAAUCCGUUUCCUCAUUGCACUGUGCAAUCAAAUCUGAUUUCUUCCCACAGUGCAAUUGUUUUCUUUUGUUUUUUCACUGCGCGACAGCGACAAAUUCUGAUUUUUGCACAGUGCAAAAGACCGGAAAUUUCUUGCACCGUGCCAAUUUAUUGCUUUGUGACCGCACAGUGCAGUCAAAACUAUUAGAAGUAAUUUUGCUAUUUUUUUACUUUCAGACUGGUUCAGUAUGGGCUUGUGUGAUUACUUUUGCCAUCUCGGUGGCUGGGAUAAUAUUCAUCAUCUUCCAGCGACAUCAACUUGAUAAACUGACUAAUUGUAAGUCAAUUUUCUCCGAAAUUGGACUCUCAAACGCCAUAUUAUUGCAGUAUCCGCCAUUUACGAGCACUAUCCGUUACUUGGCGCCUUUGUUUUGCUGAUUUUCAGUUCAAUUUUGGCGUUGAUCGGAAGUUUAUCGCAGAAAAAGGCCUUUUAUAUCCCGCAUUUGGUGGUAUCUGUAAGUAAUAACAUUUGUAAUUUAAUUUAGAGCAAAAUAUUUUUAGUUCUUUAGUCAGAUCAUCUUUAUGUAUGGAGUUAUUUGGUUUGUAAUACUUUUGGUCAGCAAAAACAAGGAAAAUAACGCACAUUACUUUGACCUAGCAUGGCUGAUUGGCCUGAUUAUUGGCCAAGUUGUCCUAAUAUACUUGUUGGAUGUGAUUUACCGAGAUUACAAGUAUUUGAAUAGGAAAUUUGGAUGA
Messenger RNA from Bursaphelenchus xylophilus (pine wood nematode), 1406 nucleotides. The record is from the annotation of a GenBank genome assembly. NCBI's taxonomy places the organism in Eukaryota, Metazoa, Nematoda, Chromadorea, Rhabditida, Aphelenchoididae.